GUUGCUCACGUCACGUAGCUGAUACUCUACAAGGACGAAAACACCAUGACCGUGUUUUGUGAUUGAAAUUUUACCCCAGCAGCUCUAAUAGGCUGUUACCCUGUCUCUGUGAUAAUAAUAUUCUAUAUAAAAAUACUUCCAGAAAGAGACCACAUAUAUCUCAUCACAUAUGGACCUUAACCUUGCUAAAGCUGGGGUCAACUCUCCUUGUGCAUAGUCGAGCAUGAAGGAAACUGGAUCAGCUGCAAGUCUAAAAGCUGCCCAAGAAGCAGCUGCAAAGGUGAAUGCCAUGUUGGUUGCCUCCGGUCAGUUAAAGCUCUCUGAGCUUCACAAGAGCCGGACAAAGAACAACAAAUCAAAUGACCUCUUCAUUGAAGAAGUGAUCAUUAAUGAAGCUCCCAUGAGUGCCAGGAACUUCCUCACACGGUCAUCUACUCAAGAGGAAAUUAGCAAGAUGUCUGGGGCAGCUGUGUCUACACGAGGACGGUACAUGAAUCAGGAAGAGCUCAAGAACCCCAGUAAAAGUCCUGGUGACCGUCCAUUGUAUCUACACAUCCAGGCUGUUAACCAACAGGAUGUAAAAGUGGCAGUUGGCCGUAUAAUGCACAUAAUCAUGGAACACAGCCAUCGUAAAGGCCAUGGCAUGCAACGGCCAAGGGGACCAAGACCUAAUCCUGCUCCUGGGCUAAUGGGACCCAGGCCUGGCAGUGGUCCUCGGGGGCCUCGACCACUUGUUUUUCGACCACCAAGACCUGACAUGUCAGCGCCACCACCUCAGACACAGCCGCCUCCUCCACUGACUAAUAUAUUCAGAGAGAAAAUUUUUCUCCCAGUAAAUAUUGGUCUUAACCCUACCGAUAUUCGAGCUCGUCUUCUUGGUGAAAGUGGCAUGAAUCUACGCUAUAUACAAGAAGAAACAGCAGUAGCCCUAUCAAUUAGAGGAAUUGGCUCUGGUUUUCAUGAACAUGGAACAGGCCAGGAGGCACAGGACUCUCUUCAUUUUUAUUUGGAGCAUGAUAAUCAAGACCAAUUCAACCAAGCUAAGGAUCUGGUGGUGAAUCUAGCUCAAACUGUUAUUGCUGAGGUACAGCAGGAACUACAACAGCAGCAGCAACAACACCAACAGCAGCAGCAUCAACAGCUGCAGCAACCUGCUCCUAUAUUUAGUCAACCUCCUCCACAACAACCAGAUGUAGCAUUAGGUGGGGGAAUUGGACAGCCUCACAUCACACAAGUCCAAGUGGCCCCUCACCAAAUGACUGCUCCACCAGCACCACCUCCACAGAUGGUACACUCCCAGAUGGUGCCACCUCAGGUGCCACAUUCGCAGAUGGUACCCCCACAUGUUGGACAUCAAAUGGCUCCCCAAGUUCCCCUUCAGGGUCAAGUGGGUGGACCUCAAGUGAAUACAAAUGUCUUACACACAGUUUUAGCCCCACAUCUGCAACCUGGUGGAGCAGCUGUUUCUCAGGAGGUUAUGCCACAGCAAGAGGUGAUACAAGCUACUGUUGUCUCUCUACCCCAGCAAGUAGUUCAUCUUACUGCACCACCAGUGGUCUCAAGUUCUGCAGCAGUGGCAAACCAACAGCUGGUACAUACAUCGUCUGGCACCCAACUGGUAACAUUGCCCCCUGGCACACAAAUUAUUAACACUCCUGAAGGUCCACGUUUGGUGGCCCUUGCAACUGGCACACAGGUUGCUGCUCCUGUAGCAAACGUGUCUACAAAUCAUCAGGCACACCCAAAUGCCUUGCACGAUCCACAAGGAGUGCCAAAUCCAAUGGUGCAGCAACAGCAAGCACCUCAAUCCUUAGCAGUGUCUGUUGGAAAUAAUCACAUAUCUAUGAAUCAGACACCAAUUCUCAGUGAUGUCUCAGCUGCACAAACUAGUAUGGCACGCUCAAUAGGACUUAGUAAUUCAUAUUCAUUGUCUUCAAAUACUAUCAGUACAUCGAGUCCUCUUACAAGUGUGACACCUCAUGGUACUCCUGACAAUCCUUAUCCACCCACGGUAAAUGCAUCUAUACCCCCACCAAGUACUAGUAUGGCUCUAGGAGUACCACCACCUACACCUGGACUUGGAUUACCCCCAGCUGUAACGGCUCAUGCGGGAACAGUGUCUUUCAUACUAACACCAGGAGUGAAUACUAUGACUACCACUUCUGGUGUAGGCCUUCUUGUUCCACAAGAUCCAAAUGUUGCCUCAGGUCAGAUGCAUGUGACACAGCCAGUUGUUGUAACAGGUGUGUUGCCUACCUCACAGCAGCAACAACAACAGCAACAUCCCCAACAAGCCUCUCAGGCAGGUGGUCCGUCUUCUUUCUUAGGCCCUGUACCUGGUCAACCAAUAGGUCCAUCAGGCUAUUCUGCCACUCAGCCUGCUGUUGAACAGUCAGUUAGCUCUGCAUACAUGCCAUCAGAUCAAGCUGGUCAUGGCUAUAAUACUGGCCCACCCAUAACUAGUACAGCUACACACCAUUAUUCCCAAGUCCAGCCACAGCAACAACAGAGGCCUGUAGGUGUUGGCUAUGCUCCUGUUGGUAUGACAGGUGAAGCAGCACCUCCAAGGAUGGACUACCCAGGACCUGGGGGCCCAGGAGUUAUACCUGCCCACCUUCCAAUGAACCACCUGCAGCCCCGCCAUCAAGUUAGGUCAAGCUGGGGCGUGUGGGCUACUGCAGCACCGGAGCUUGGAGUUGCGGCUACCGAAAAUACAGCAUGCCAACACAGGAUGAUGGACGUAUUCUCAGUUAAUGGAUCAUGGGGACAGAAACUAGAUCAGCCUCAGCAACACCUACAUCCACCCUCUAAUUAUUACACUAACCGGCCUAAUCACCAGGAGCAUAGACCAGUAUCUCUGGAACAACAAUGGCAACAGUUUCAACAGCAAGUGAAGAUGGAAGGUGGACAACAACAGUAUGACCCUUAUUCAGCAACUGAUGAGGGUGAACACCAAGACACAGCAAGACAGCCACAGGCAGUUCACUCAAGUAUCCCAGCUUCGCAGCAACAACCACCCACUUCACAAUCACAGUCGCAGCAGUCAUCACAACUACCAGGGCAACAGCCACCACAACCAUAUGGUAAUUUUGGGGACCAACAAAGUCAGCAACAACAACCAGGAGAGACCAGGGAAUGCGAAAAUCGAUCACCAGGAACCCUCAUCAAAGGAGAGGUAAAGUCAACAGAAACAGCAAGUCCACAUAAUUCUUACACAUAUUACUAUGGGGGACAACACAACACAGGACCCCAGAUGCAGAGGACUGGACAACCAUCUCCAGAAAGAUCAGAGCACCUUUCACAACCUCAUGGUGAUCACCGUUAUCAAACACAACAGGCUAACAGUCAUUCAGAAGCCCCUCAGUCUUCACCUAGCCAACAACAGAGAAGUUCCCCUCAAGGACAAAAUUUUCAGGGACAGACCCAGCCAGGACAGCUUCAGCAGCAGUACCACCAGGGACAGUAUCAGGGGCAAAUGCAUUCACAAGAUCAGUCACCUCAGAAAAAUCCCGAAGGAGGAUUGCCAGAAGAACAGUAUCAUGCCAACAAACCAACGGAAGUACCAUCAUCAGUUUAUCAACAGAUAACACAUCAGCCAGCACAGUAUCAUCAUGGACCACCCCAGGAAGGACUUCCUAAGCUUGUAGCUUCCAGUGAUCCUCAUUACCACCAUGGUGCACCUCAGCAUAAUCCACCCCAACAAGGACCUAUCCCUCAAGGACCUCCUCAGCAGAUACCUCCACAGCAAGUUCUGACUCAAGGUCUGGCUGAUGCACAGUAUCAGCAAGGACCACCACCUCUUCAACAGCCACAGCAGAACCAGCAGUAUCCUCCAGGCCAGUAUCCUCCUGGAGGGCAGUACCCUUGGGCUCAGUAUCCCCAACCAACAAGUGGUCCUGGACCAUUUCCUUCAGGUCCUGCUACAUUUGGAAAUGGACCAGGCCCUUACCCCAAUGGCCCAGGCCCUUUUAAUGGACCUGGGGGACUGAGUGCUUCCACCCCAUAUACUCCUGUAGGACCAGGAGGAUCUGGUCCUUACCAGAGUGGAACAAGCGGACCAAGUCCCUACACUCCUGGACCAAAUGGACCAGGUGGAAUAAACCCAUACCCUAGUGGACCAGGCCCAGCUGAUGACAGACCCCCAGUACUUCAGGACAAGAAAGCAGAACCAGGGGUGGCCAGAGAUAUGACUGCAUCCCUGCUGAUGCCACCACCACCCCCUCCCCCUCCGACCGAGGCCCUCCAGGGUGCUGGGGGUACUGCAAGAGGGCGGGAGGAAACCCCAGAGCCCAGCAUGAAGAGACAAAGAUCAUGUAGCCCGCAAGAUGAAAGAAAGGCAGCAAGAAGAUCAAAUGGAGAAUCAGAUGAUUCAGCAACACAUGAAGGCAGUGGGCCGGCCAGAUCAAGUGGACCAGAUGCUGCUACAUCAGAUGGCUCAUGUGGACCAUUCUCUGGCCCUGGGAAUUUUCAAGGUGGACCAGGCAGUUUUCCUGGUGGUGGCGCUAACUUCUCUGGUGCCCCAGGUGGAUUCCCAAGUGGUCCUGGAUCAUACAUGGGCCCAGGAGGGCCCUGGGGUUGGGGACCAAUGCCUGGACCAUAUUCUGGCAUGCCAAUAGGGCCAAACCCUUUCAAUAGACCACCAGGCAGUGGUAUGGCCAACCCACAGGCUCCAUACAGUAGAAGUUUACGAGACCGAUCUGAUGGAGAGGAUAGUGGCAGUGGGAAUCGGCGGGGUGGAAGAGGAGGUGGAGGCAGAGGAGGGUUCAGUAUGGGAGGUCGGGGUGGGAGGGAUCGACGCUGGUGAGCUGAUCAGUGUAUAAUAUUUUUAAUAUUUGUUUGUGUAUAUAUGAAGUGAGUCACAGUGCAUUUCUCUUUCUGUUAUGUUUAUUUAUGUAAAAGCACACAUUUCAAAAAAGUGUGUUUUGUUAUUCAUUACACAAUUCUUUUUAUGUGUGAUUUAAAACAGUAUUUAAUAACAAUAAUGUCCAGUGCUAAGUAGUAUUCUGUACUGGAAUAAAUCUCAAGGAGUAUGCAAAAUGCUAGGAUAUGGAAGAAUAUUUGCUUUAAAAAGCAUCAUACUGUAUCAAGAUAUUACAGUAUAUUGUAAAUAUAUGGUAGUGGAGUAAUAAGAAUGGCCUUAAUCUGCUGACCUCAUAAGCAUGAGGUAAGCACAUUACAACUGCACUAUGAUGCCAACAUUACAAGAUAGGAGCAGUGAUAAUGUACUUGCCACAUGCAAGUGGGACUGACAGAUCUAGGGCUACGCAACACCUUCCUCCUCAUAUUGUUACAUUCAUGAUAGUUUGAAAGUUUAGUUUGUAAAUUUUAUUUGUCUGGAUAACUAUUUUUGGUGGAGGUUGAGAGAUUUAGCUAAAAAUUUAUUCAGAAGUCAUAAUGACACGAUUGUAAACAAACCAUACCACUGGCGGGGAUAGAACCCACGAUCAUUGUCAUAAAACUCAAGACCAACACGCAUCAGUCUGGAGUUUUAUGAUUCUUUGAUUGCGGGUUCUAUCCCUGCCCAAGGUAUGGUUUAUUCAGGUCAAAAAAUUUGAACACUGGCCUUAAAUAAUUUAACCUGAGAAUUAGUCAAACUUGUGAGUUUCUGUACAUAACAGUAUAUUUCAUAAUCAUGGAAAAGCACUAAACCUGUAAGGGUCAUAUGAGGUGUUGUGUAUCAGAAAAAAAAUUAAUGCCACCAUUGCCAAAAUCUAGGUUAGUGAACAAAUUAAUUCCUUAAUGUGUUGAUAUUGUUUCCUGCAUCUGUAAGUUAGGCUCAGAGUCCCAUAAUAGUAUGGUAACUGAGCUUCCUAGCUAUGCACUCCACAAAGCCUGCAUUUUUCUCCAUUGUUUGAAUUUGGUGCUUAUUCUUUUCUGCUGUGCAACACUUCAUACAGUAUGUACAUAACAGUAUCCCUAGGAAAAAAACACUAUAAUGAGAACAAUGUGUGAUGUAACAUGUAAAUAAUGAACCUCUAAGCAUAUGGCUGUGGACUAGUGAUUAUUAUGCAUACAGCAAAACGUUACAACAUUGCUCAAUAAUGAAUAGUUAAAAACUCUAGUACCGUAUGGUACAGUACAAUUGAGGGGUAUAAAUGGUUUCUUAGUGCUUAUUAAAGUGUGUAUGGACGAUAUUGUAAAAUAAAAUUACAUUUCAUAGUUAUUUGUUAAUGUCUGCUCAAAGGCAUUUGAGCGCCACCAAAUGAUGUUGUUAUAUAUAAACGGUGUAAAUGCAAAGCCUUAUACAAAAUAGAUAAUUUAUUAGUUU
Messenger RNA from Cherax quadricarinatus, 6268 nucleotides. RefSeq lists its product as uncharacterized. Gene Ontology annotation, cellular component: nucleus. The record is from RefSeq and is a predicted model, not a curated record. Gene Ontology annotation, molecular function: RNA binding. NCBI's taxonomy places the organism in Eukaryota, Metazoa, Arthropoda, Malacostraca, Decapoda, Parastacidae.